UAUUGGAGGGGUUACCAAAACGUCACACUGUGGACGCAGGAGGGAGCAUGUCAGGUCUGAGCUGCGUCGACAAGGAACAACCCGAGGUGCCUUCACUGAUCUGUGGAUCACAGAGCUUCUUGACUGAGUGAUACGGGAGGAUAUUUACAAUUUAAGUCAACAAUGAAGCGCGUACUAUGCGGACUGCAACUCCUUCACUUUUUAAUAACUUUUACUUCUAUCAGUGGGUCACCUUUCCAUUAUAGCAUGCUCCAAGGCAACACGUACUCAGGCUCCGAAACGCGACAGAGAAACAAAAACUGGUGCGCCUAUGUUGUGCACAAGAACGUCACCUGUGCCGUGGUGGGAGGCACGGAGAGUUUCGUGCAGCCAGAGGCUUUACCGUGUCCACCGGAGCUGCCAAACUGUGCCACAGAAGUGAUAUAUCGGACUCACUUCAGACCUAUGUAUAAGAUCGCAUACAAGACUGUUACAGAGCUGGAGUGGAGGUGUUGCCCGGGUUACCAGGGACACGACUGCAUGGAGGUGAAAGACAUGAAGCUGCUCCAAGUAGAGCGCAUGCCGUAUGCUCCCUCUGCUUCAGGACAUAUUCCAGUUCCUCAAGCGCCAUCACAGCGAACCGACAGCCAGAGGAACCAUCCAUGGGGAGGGGAGAGGCAGUUUGGAGGUCAGACAGGUCACAGACCACUGGAGGGUCAUGGAGGAUUGCAAAAUGGACAACACCUGGAGGACGAGGUUCAGAGGCUGUCCCAGAUGGUUCUUGACAUGCAGGCAAGAAUGACAGACAUGUCAUCCAGUUUGAGACUGGACUUCCAAGAGGAUGCCAGUAAAAUGUUUGUGACACUGAUGAAUGACUACAAACUGCCCGCCAGCGCGAGGGGCGAGGUGGCCCAAACCAUUCAGGUGCAGGAUUUCUCCUUUGAGCGCGAUCCACCAGCAAUUGAUGAGGUCAUGAACAAGAUCAGCCAGGUGUCACAGGAUCUGGAGUCCAAGAGGAACACCCUGGAUGACCUGCUCGGCCGUGUUAACCACCAUGACGGACAAAUUCAUCUGUUAAUGGAGGCUGCCCGGAAUCACCUGCCCACACAUACUCCUGCCCCUCCAACCAGUGAUGCAGAUCUGCGAGCCUACCUGGACCAGAAGAUCAGUGCCCUGAGAGAGGAGUUAAUGGAGGGCAUGGAAAUCAAACUGGCAGACUUGAAGAACUCGUGCGAUUAUAAAAUCCUGUCAGUUCGGGAGCAGUGCGAGGGACAAGAAGCCAACUACCUCAGCCUGGCCGAGCUCAUGGACUCAAAGGAAACUGACCUCCGCAGUGAGAUCCAGGACCUCACGACCAAGAUGGUUAAUGCAGUUAACCGUGAACAUGACCCUGUUCUGGCUCAUGUGGAGAACCUCGAGAUCCGUCUGAACUCAUCUGAGAAGACAGUUGUGUCCCAGUGCCUUUUAGUGGAGGAGAAGCUAAAGAUCGAUCAGGGGAAAGUGUUCAAAGGCCUUCGGGAGACUAUGGAAAACAAGCUGGCCUCCAUGGAAGACAGACUGGCCACCCUGUUUGUCAACUCUUCAACUGACAGCCAGCCAGAGAGGCAAGACAAUCUACAUGGGGACAUUAAAUCUCUAAAGGGCGCCUUUCAAACUCUGGAGAAUCGCUUCGAUGUCUUGGACAAGCUGUGCUCAAAGGAGUGCAACGCUAAUUUGACUGUUGUAGAGAACAUUGAACAAGACUUGCAGGGCUGCAGAACAGCUGUAGAUGCUUUGGAGAUCAGUCUUGAAGCUAAUAUAAACGGCCUUGAAGCCAUUGAGGGGAAACUGUUUAACUAUAGCACAAGCAUCGAUGAUGUACACGGUGAGUUAAAUGGUCUGAAAGGACACAUGGGUAGGCUGGAGGACGUGCUAUCAGAUGUAGCCCACCAGCAAUCUCAGAAGAUCCAGAGCCUCAACACGACGUGGGAUCAGGUUAAACUUGGGGCCGAGCAGGAAGUCAAGGACCUUUUGGAGCUCCAAAAGACUCAAAAUCACGAGCUGAGAGACAGGCUGAGCCAGCUGUCCAGGGAGGUGAAAGCAGAGACUGAAAACUGCCGGGAACACACGGCAGACUUUGGAAAAGAGAUCGCCCACAUCGACAGCCGAAUUGUCAGCGUGGAGAGUUUAUGCGGAAAGCUGGAUCCUAUCUCUGGUAGCCUUCAAAGGAUCAAAGAGGGUCUGAAUAAACAUGUCACUGGGUUGUGGACUUGUGUGAACCAGCUGAAUGCAACAGUUAGAGGUCAGGCCCAAGACAUUGGAGGACUGAAGGGAAGUAGUCAAAACCUCCAGAACCACAUCUCUAAUGUUGCCAGAGAUCUCCAGGAACUAAUAAACAGCAAUCCUGGGAAGACAGGUGUUCAGGUUGCUGUGGACGACAAAGGACCUUCCCAGGGUUCAGGUCAGAGUCUUACUGUGCCAGUCGGGCCCCUGGACCCCUCCCUCCAGCAGCCGACUGUGAUUGAGACGGGAGAGGCGGGACCUCCCGGCAAGAUGACCUCGUCCAAGCUGCCCGAGGGGACUGACGGCAGCAUGAUGCCUGUUCAGGGUUUUGCUGGGGCUCCAGCUUCUCCUUCCAAAUCUGGUGACCCGCUGAAAGUUAGUACGCCGAUCAUUACAGCAGAUGUGAAAAUGCCCCUCAUCCUUACACCACAGAAACCUGCCCCGGCUUCAGUUGAGGCGGUGUCGUUCUCAGCUGGUUUGACUCUGCUGCCGUUCCCCGGAGAGAUGGCCAUCAUUCGAUUCAACAAGGUGCUCGUCAACGAUGGAGGACACUAUGACGCUCAGACAGGUAUCUUCACAGCUCCCACAGACGGACGCUACCUGCUGACCGCCGUGCUCACAGCACAGCGAGGCGAGAGGGUGGAGGCCGUCUUGUCCGUGUCCAAUCGCAGCGUCCAGAGGUUGGACUCUUCGGGCUUCCUGUCAGGAGCAGCGCCGCCGCUGUCGCAGGAUCGCUGUAACUGCAGCAGCUCGACAUCCCUGAGCCUGGUUCUGUCGCUGAGGAGAGGGGAUCGAGCAGGACUCGUCAUGACCGCCGGAAAACUCGCCGUCUCAGACUCCCCGGAGGUCCUGUCGACUUUCAGCGCCGUGCUGCUUUACCCGAGUCCAGCAAAACGGUAGCCCCGCCCCUUUUAGAGACAGCUGACGCAUUUCGUAAGCCUUAAGAGGAGUGUUGUGUAUGUUAAUGAUGUUAUUUUAUUAUCAGAAAAGAGGGACAACCUACUAACCAGGAGGAUAAAAAGGGAUCCACAAAAACAAGAAAAUGACAGAACCUCAAACCAGAUUAUUUCUAUUUUACAUACUAAUAUAAAGUGUUUACAUUACGAUCUAUCUGUAAAGUUUUGUUCAUGAUCGAGAUUUUAUCGAUACAAAUUUGGCUUGAACAUUUCAUUCCUGCCCUCUGCAGUUAUCUGAGUUUUAGCCUUUAAUAUUUAAAACCACAUCGAGCCUUGAACCAGCAUUAACUCAUAUUUUCUGAUCUCAGAGAAUUUUUUACGUUAACAUUUAAGAAGAAGAAGAUUUCCUUUAUUAAUCCUGCGAGGGGAAACUCAAUUUGACGCUCUGUUGUCGAACAUGCUACACACACAGAGGCUGAAAUACACACACAUGUACAAACAGGAUCCUGUGGACAUGAUCUAAUGGAGAGAUGUCAGAGUGAGGGCGCUGCCUACAGCAAGCACUCUUGAGCUGGUGGCGGGGGUCCAGUGCCUUGCUCAAAGGCACCUUGGCAGCGCUCUCCAGCUACCAGACCAGUUAUCAGACUUGGUCCGCACUGGGACUUGAACAGGCCACCCUCCACUUCCCACCUAAGGCCCUACAGACUGAGCUACUGCCGAAGUUUGUCCACUUCAGCAGAAACCAGUGUUUGACUUUGUAAAGAACACAAAAGUACAUACAGACAAACUCUUCUUCUUCUUUUUGGUGCUAAAAUGUUACAAAUGUAGAAAAUCUGAUUUUAUUGUUCUUUCAAAUACAUUUUUAUUAAAGGAUCAUCCAA
Labrus bergylta (ballan wrasse) is the source of this 4018-nucleotide messenger RNA. RefSeq names its product elastin microfibril interfacer 2b (gene emilin2b). NCBI's taxonomy places the organism in Eukaryota, Metazoa, Chordata, Actinopteri, Labriformes, Labridae. The record is from RefSeq and is a predicted model, not a curated record. Gene Ontology annotation, molecular function: protein binding.